UCUUGAAACCCAAUGGCAUCCCUUUCAGGAAAAGGUCAUAAAAUCACAUAAGUAUGUAUCCCUGGCACCAGGGACGGACUGACAACUCAUGGGGCCUCCGGGCAAUAGGGGAUCAUGGGGCCCCUGUGCCCUUGCCCAAACUCAAAAAAAACCUGUGAAAAAGGUACCAGGGGAAUCUCAUGGGGCCCCCUACUGACCCUGGGCCCUUGGGCAGUGCCCAAUUUCCAAAUGGUCAGUCCGCCCUUGCCUGGC
This is a messenger RNA of Staurois parvus, 252 nucleotides long. NCBI's taxonomy places the organism in Eukaryota, Metazoa, Chordata, Amphibia, Anura, Ranidae. The record is from the annotation of a GenBank genome assembly.